Messenger RNA from Vombatus ursinus (common wombat), 2261 nucleotides. Its product is annotated as zinc finger protein 850-like. The coding region runs from base 93 to 1907 and encodes 604 amino acids. Gene Ontology annotation, molecular function: DNA-binding transcription repressor activity, RNA polymerase II-specific. The record is from RefSeq and is a predicted model, not a curated record. The transcript has a single exon. NCBI's taxonomy places the organism in Eukaryota, Metazoa, Chordata, Mammalia, Diprotodontia, Vombatidae. Gene Ontology annotation, biological process: negative regulation of transcription by RNA polymerase II.
UCUCCAGUAGCAUACACAUUACUCACAUUCAGAGAAUUCCUAUUAGUAAAAAACGUUAUAAAUGUAAUGAAUGUGGGAAAGCUUUUAGUCAGAUGACAGGACUUACUCAACAUCAGAGAAUUCAUACUGGAGAGAAACCUUAUACAUGUAAUCAAUGUGGGAAGGCCUUGAGACAGAAAGUACAUCUUAUUAUACAUCAGAGAAUUCAUACUGGAGAAAAACCUUAUAAAUGUAAUGAAUGUGGAAAGGCCUUCAGUUGGAAGACAGGACUUACUGAGCAUCAGAAAAGUCAUACAGGAGGCAAACUGUAUGAAUGUAGUGUAUGUGGAAGGGCCUUCAGCCGGAAGAUAGGACUUGCCUUCCAUUUGAGAAUUCAUACUGGGGAGAAACCUUAUGCAUGUGAUGAAUGUGGGAAAGCCUUCAGGCAGAAGGGGACACUUAUUGAACAUCAGAAUAUUCACACUGGCCAGAAACCUUAUAAAUGUAAUGAAUGUGAAAAGGACUUUAGUCAAAAGUCUGGACUAGCCAACCACCUGAGAAUUCAUACUGGAGGGAAACCUUAUGCAUGUAAUGUCUGUGGGAAGGCCUUCAGGCAGAAGAGAUCAUUUAUUGAACAUCAGAAUGUUCAUACUGGACAGAAACCUUAUGAAUGUAAUCAUUGUGGGAAGGCCUUUAGGUGGAGGAGAACUCUUACUGAACAUCAGAAUGUUCAUACUGGAGGGAAACUUUAUAAAUGUAAUGAAUGUGGAAAGGACUUUAGUCAAAAGUCUGGAUUUGCCUACCAUCUGGUAAUUCAUACUGCAGGAAAACUUUAUGCAUGCAGUGAAUGUGGAAAGACCUUUCAGGGGAGUUCGAAACUUUCCCAACAUCAGAAAAUUCAUACUGGAGAAAAACCUUUUGAAUGUAAUGAAUGUGGCAGGGUUUUUAGCCAGAAGACAGGACUUAGUGAACAUAAGAAAUGUCAUACUGAAGAGAAACCUUAUGAAUGUAGUGAAUGUGGGAAAUGCUUCAGACAGAAUUCCAGACUUACUGAACAUCAGAAAUGUCAUACUGAAGAGAAACCAUAUGAAUGUAAUGAAUGUGGGAAAACCUUCCUAAAGAGAACACACCUUGUUGAACAUCAGAGAACUCAUACUGGAGAGAAACCUUAUAAAUGUAAUGAAUGUGGAAAGAACUUCAGUCAAAAGUCUGGACUUGCCUACCAUCUGAGAAUUCAUACUGGAGAAAAGCUUUGUGAAUGCAGUGAAUGUGGAAAGGCCUUCCAGGCAAGGUCAAGACUUAUGCAACAUCAGAAAAUUCAUACUGGAGAGAAACCUUUUGAAUGUAAUGAAUGUGGCCAGGCCUUUCCCCUGAAGGCAGGCCUUACUGAACAUCAGAAAUGUCAUUCUGAAAAGAAACCUUAUGAAUGUGGUGAAUGUGGGAAAUCCUUCAGACAGAAGUCCAGACUUACUGGACAUCAGAAAAUUCAUACUGAAGAGAGACCUUACGAAUGUAAUGAGUGUGGGAAAGCCUACAGACAGAAGACAGGACUUAUUGGACAUCAGAAAAAUCAUACUGGAGAGAAACCAUAUGAAUGUAAUGAAUGUGGAAAAGCCUUUUGCCAGAGAACACACCUUGUUGAACAUGAGAGAAUUCAUACUGGAGAGAAACCUUAUGAAUGUAACGAAUGUGGGAAAGCCUUUAGUCAUAAGAGAACACUUACUGAACAUCACAAUAUUCAUACUGGAGAGAAACCUUAUAAAUGUAGUGAAUGUGGAAAGGGUUUUAAUCAGAAGGCUGGACUUACUUACCAUCUGAGAAUUCAUACUGGAGAGAAACCUUAUGAAUGUAAUGAAUGUGGGAAGAACUUCAGCUGGAAGACAAGACUUACUCAACAUCAGAAAAUUCAUACUGGAGAGAAAACUUAGUAAUAUAAUGAAUGCCAUUUGCAGAGAAUGUAUUGAAUAUAUUGAACCUUGGAGAGAAAAAAGAGAGAAAUCCUAGGAAUGUCAUGAAUUUUGGAAAGUCAUCCAGGGGAGCUUAAAAUUAAGCACCACAACCCAUACCGAAGAGAAGCUUUAUGAAUGUAGGGAUACAUUUAGCUGGAAGACAGUACUUAUUGAACGUCACCAAAUACUGGAGAGAAACUUUAGUAAUAUAAUGAGGCAGCUAGGUAGUAGCGUGGGUAAGAACACUGGUCCUGGAAUCAGGAAGACCUGCAUUCAAAUUAUGCUUUAGAAGACAUGAGUUCACAUCCUGCCCCACUCACAUCUAUGAGAUUC